AUGUUUACCCCUCUGAUUAGAGACGCUGUUGCCCGCCAGAAGAUGUACAGGCCCGCCACUAAGAAUGAGUGGUGGUUUUGUGGGACUCUUUUGAUGCAAUUGUUCCUGGUCCUUAUCUUGGAAAUAUACAUCCUCGUUCAGUGGAAAUCGUGGGUCCAGCCCAAUAUCAUCCAAAUCGCCCCUUCCUACGUGAUUCCCGUGGGCAUGGGUAUUGUCAUUUUCGCAUGUGUUUACGAAGUCGGUCUAUCCCUGGAUGCAAUCCACCACAAAAACAAUAUUUCCUUGCUUGCUAUAUGCCUCACCAACGUCUGCAUUGUGGUGUAUGCAGUCCUGCAGUACAUUAAAAUGCGAGAUGUUACCUAUUCACUACAAGGAACAACCGACGGGAUGGGCAAUCACCUCGUGGAUUGGUCUCGGGAUAUCUGGCCAUCAAUGCAGCCGGCUGAAGUAGCUAUUCAGGCUGUUCUAGCCGUUUCUUCGCUCGUUAUCAUACCUGCUGCCUAUCGGCUACACACGGACUAUGCUUGGGCAAUUUAUAAAUGCAUCCAUGGCAGCCCAGAGCUGCGGUUGCGGUAUCUAGCCUACGAGAUCUACUUGGUCCUAAUUAAAUUCGAUUUCUUUUUCCUGACUGGCUUUAUCAUCCAGUAUGACCUGAUUGACGUGCAUUUCAUGGGGCCUGAAUAUUCCUUGACAAUGGCACUCAUUCCCGUUUCAUUACUGGUGAUGGUCGCCGGUACCUACUGCGUAAAGUCGGGGCUCAAACUUGCCUUGAUGGUUGUGAUCGCAUGCUACCUCGGAUCAAUUGCAUAUCUCCUUAGCCGGAUCGUUGCGCUUUGCGGUAACUCACUGCUCGGCAGAACUGCAGGCAAGGAAAUGAUGUUGUUUUUUGCCGCUGUCGCGUUGGUUCUUAUCGUACUGACUGUGGGGUGUGCAGUGCAAUGCAUCUUGAAUCUCAACUACGGGUUAAAGGUUGCUCCAGGCGACAGUCAAGGGCAACAGAGUUCUCAUGGUUUCCAAACACUUGCUGCGCCCAUGAGCCCUUCGUUUAUUCGCCGUUUAGACUGCAGUCCGUCGGACGUUGCGUCCGUCGAUCCUAUCUUUGAGCCACUUUCCUUCACAGGCUAUCUAGACACUAAACAUGCAAACACAACAAUACUGUCCUUAACGUUAAAGGGCAAUUAUGAGUCCCAUAAUUGUGAAGCCUUGGGCGGCGCAUUGGCGCGGAUGUCAAUUGAUGCUAGAGUGCUUGGUCGUUCGGUCGUCACUGAUGACCGCUUGUUGGAUUCCAGUGGUAUCUGCCCGGAGCUCUCUCCUAUCGAUUACCCAAGGUGGGAUCCUCGAACGUACGCAACGUACCGAGCCUCGUACUCAUUGGAUCAUGCGUACCGCAUGAACACCUUGGCCACGACCGUUCGCCUUCGGCUCAAUGACACCGAUAUUUUAUGUACCGCCGCUAAUAUCACCCCGUAUAUUGGCUCGACAGCAUCAGGCUUAUUGAAGGGGAUCCCGCUACUCAUCAUGAUUCUCACCGGGGUCAUAAGCGGUGCCCUCAUGAUCUGUCGACGUCGUGGACGAAGAGUUUUCCGGUACGAGCUCGCGAAUGCAUCACGGGAUCCGGCAGAGUCUUAUUUCCCGGGGAUAGGCGACUGCUUGCAGUACAUCCAGUUUGUCUUUCUGACGGGAUGUUUGACGCUAUCCUAUCCUGGGUUCUUCCGGGCAUCAGUAGGCGAGCUCGCCUGGUCAUCACUCAUUCUAAGAAACUGGCCCGUCACACAUCAGUUCAUCUACCCCGGUGUUGAAGACAAUAUUUACGCCGUAAAUGCGACUUACGGCUUCGAAGAGAUGGCCCAGUAUCUUGGGGCAACCACGAUGAGUGAUCUCUGGACCAACGCCGUCGUCAAUCUUGCCCUAGUCAUUCUCGGAGUUAUAGUGGCAGCCCAAAUCAUAUGGUUAAUCAAAUGGGCCUGGCAGCUGUUUCCAACCCGCGGCUCAACUCAUGUGAUAGAUCUUCCAACGGAGUUCCUCACCCACAUCCAGCACGUGGGCUGGAGUGUCGCACGGAUCCUCCUGAACUACUUUCUCCAUCCCAUCGUUGCGUUAUCUCUCUACCAAACACGCUUGGCCACAUGGUUUCCCGUUUAUCGCACAUUUCUCGCUGUGUCCUUCGUCGCAGCUUUGGCCGCAUCGUUGGCAUUUAUCGUUCGUUACUUGGCCAAGGACGACCGACAAAACACCUUCUUCAACAAGGGCUCCUACCCCAGAACCUCGUCCCAAGACUGGCUUUCUGAUACGUUAUACAUGGUCCCGUUCCUGCGGGGCUUAGCUAUCGGCGCCCUACAAACGUCUGGACUCGGUCAGAUACUCGUUCUCAUAUCCUGUGAGAUCUUUAUCUUGGCCUGUCUGCUAUGGAACUGGCGGGCACAACGGGCCUGGAGACAUGCUUGCUUCGCAACCGUCCGCCUGGUCAUUAUCGGGAUGAGCUGUGCAUUCCUCCCUAGGGCCGGCCUGCGUGAGGGAAACAAAGCCUUAGUGGGAUACUUUAUUAUAUCCCUACACGCUGCCGUCCUGUUCACCGGAUUCCUCGUCGAUUGCGUCUACGAGAUGGUCCGGUUUUCCUUGUCGAAAAUGGGCAUCAUCGAUCCCCGUCCAGCCGACCUGGAUCAUCACUCUGAUAAAGCUCCUGUCUUUGGCAUCGGCCAACUCUCCCGACGCUCAACCCGCCGCAUGUCAUUUGCACGUCUCCCCGCCCUAAACCCAGCAGAAAUCUCAAUCCCCUACACUCAACGACCCUCAACCCCCCGCCGACCAUCUUUUCUAGGUGACCUCCCUACCAGAGACGAGUAUUCGUCUUUCUUCCGCGCCCCAAGAUCAGAAACCACCUCCAUCCGCUCAGCCUGGAGCGUCGUCUCUCCCUCGUCACCACCUCAAUCCGAAAGUGAAUCCCGCGGCUCCAGCAUGGAAUCUGUGGAAUUGGAAGCUCUGGAUUUGGAGUCUAAAUCGAGUAGACAUGUGGAUUACUCUUAUCGUGAGGCAGAUCAGUAUUAUGGUCGGCCGCCGACUUCUGCGCCGGUUGUUCAGAGUAUGGGGCAGAGUCGGGGUGAAUCUUCGAACCGAGGGAAGGAAAAGAAGAAGGGACCUUGGAGCUGGAAAAGGAAGCAGAAGGAGAAGGGGUUUGAGGUUAUUAGACCGAAGCGGACAGUUGAUCAGUAA
Aspergillus nomiae NRRL 13137 is the source of this 3210-nucleotide messenger RNA. RefSeq lists its product as uncharacterized. Gene Ontology annotation, biological process: transmembrane transport. Lineage: Eukaryota; Fungi; Ascomycota; Eurotiomycetes; Eurotiales; Aspergillaceae. Bases 1 to 3210 code for a protein of 1069 amino acids. The transcript has 8 exons. The record is from RefSeq and is a predicted model, not a curated record.